Messenger RNA from Monascus purpureus, 1557 nucleotides. Lineage: Eukaryota; Fungi; Ascomycota; Eurotiomycetes; Eurotiales; Aspergillaceae. The record is from the annotation of a GenBank genome assembly.
GGAUAGUUGGGUGUGUCGGGAUGUCCCAGCCAACGGGUGCAGACUCACCAAGUCACCCCGCAUAAUCGCCUUAUCCAGAUUUUCUGGUGCUUGUAGAAUGCCUGAACUCAAAAUAGUGGUCUAGUCUCAUGAUUCCAGAGUAUUUAAAGACUUCGUGGUCUAUGAUCCUUCUCUUUCCGUUAGAUCAAAUCCGUUUUCAUUUGCUUUUCCGGGGAAUACACACAUCAUAUCAAACUUGCAAAACGUGCUGGCAAAGAUGGAAAACACUUGCCAAAUUCCCUGAUUGCAAAGGCAAAAGCCAGGGCAAUUGUAUUGAAUUCGAUCCUCCCAAUGACCAUAUCCAGUGGUGUGUCGAGGCCGAGAAGAGAGGCAGCAUUUGCAAUCCUGUGACGCCAACGUCCCAAGGGAGUUCGACAAGGCGUGGCCACAACUGCCCUGCGCAUCGCUAAGCCAGAAUUCUAUUAGGAUUGUCAGAAGUAUGGUGAUGGGAUCCCGAAUUUGGACGGCUGAGGUGAUAACCGGAGUAUAAUUUGUAACGAGGGGUGUGUGUGUUGGUCACGUGACAACGAUAUUGUAUUUAAGCCUUUAAGGGGUCGUCCCAACCCCCUGAAGUACAACACAAUCCAAUGCUUUGUCUUUUGUCUCGCCAUGUCCUCACUCAAGAAGGCGUUGCCAUAAAAAUCCCGCCAAGGUAUCUUUGGAGCUCAGACUCUGAUGUUGAAGUAAACCUUCAUAGCGUCAGACGCGAGCAAGAUGUUUAUCGUCGCUUGCAAAGCGCUAAUGAUGAAGGCUCUAAGGGAAUUGUCGGUUGUAUUGAGCUAUCAGCUGAAUCCACCAAACUGGCUUAUAUGGCUAAUGGCGACCUUCGGGCUUAUAUCAAAGAGUACCAGCCGUCUCAUGAGCUUCAACUUGCAUGGUUCCGGGAGAUGGCACGGACACUCUGUUAUAUCCAUGCAAAACAUGUGCUUGUUGCAGAUAUUGCUACUCGAAAUUUCCUUGUUGAUACAGAUCUGUCUGUCAAAAUCGCAGAUUUUACUGAGGCUUCUCUCAUUCCAUUAGAGUCCAAUAUGGAGACCGUGGAUGACAAUGGAUUUACCACCCAAAUCGAUGUCGGGCUCCUUGGCGCAGUCAUGUACGAAGUCAUGACAGGCAAGAAGUGUGAAAUUGACCUUUUCAAAGACAACUCUCCCACCGACGGCAGAGCGCAUUGGCCGGAGAGGAAGUCUCUGCCUAGCACACAGGGCCUUUGGCUCAGCUGGAUAAUUGAAGGCUGCUGGGACGGUGGAUUUCGCAGUUCCGACAGACUCUUGCAAGCGUUGGAUUCUGUCGAUCUACGUCUUCCUGCUGCAACUGAUCAACCACGCACGGCUCCCUACCUUAUUUCUAUCAAGGACUUUGUGAGAGAUCGGCCGUUCACGACUAUCAUUGGUGUUAUGGGCUUGACAAUGUUUACUUUUAUGGUCGGUAGGAGAGCAUUCGUGAUAUCGUAGCUUUCUGGUUUUGUAAUUGAUCUAGCAUCUUCACACUGAACAAACCAAGUUUCGCUCUACAUCGUUG